Messenger RNA from Bathycoccus prasinos, 1332 nucleotides. Its product is annotated as tRNA (cytosine-5-)-methyltransferase. NCBI's taxonomy places the organism in Eukaryota, Viridiplantae, Chlorophyta, Mamiellophyceae, Mamiellales, Bathycoccaceae. The coding region runs from base 1 to 1332 and encodes 443 amino acids. The transcript has a single exon. Gene Ontology annotation, molecular function: methyltransferase activity. The record is from RefSeq and is a predicted model, not a curated record.
AUGCUUCUGCUCGAAAGAGCGUCUGCAUCCUCGAAAUGCUAUCCCCGUUUUCUCUUAACGACGCAAAACGUACAAGAGAAAAGAAGCGUUUUAUCUCGCGAUACUCUUAUUUGUCGUCGUCGGGGUAACGACAGAGCGCUUUUACCGCGCUGUGCGAAUGUGAAUUUAGGGGAAACGAAGAACGGCGACGAAACCGUUAGAGAAGAAGAACAACGCGGGGUCUUCGAGGUGGUCGAACUGUUCUCUGGCAUCGGCGGGAUGCGGUUAGCUUUGGAACGCGCGAACGUGUUUAAUAAAAGUGAAGUGCAUUUUACCGCCAUCGAUAACAAUUGCAACGCGAACGCGGUGUACAAAGCAAACUUUAUGAAUCUUUCCUCUGAGACUCGAGUGCUGGAGGGCAACAUCGAGAGUUUCGACGUCGAGCGCCUGCUCGCAUCUUCGGUUGAUGGGUGCGAGAUAUUGACUUUAUCGCCACCGUGUCAACCGUACACGAGGAAAGGGAAGAAUCGAGGGGAGAAAGAUGCGCGGUCGACGGCGUUGGCGAGGAUAAUCGAUAUUUUUGAAGACGCCGGAGAGGAGAAGGAGGAAAGCGUUGGUACUCGAACAACGGCGUUGCCGAAGAGGAUCUUGUUGGAAAACGUCGUCGGAUUUGAGCUCGGUACGGAACGGGAGAGGUUUAUUGAAGCGUUGAAGAAGAAUGAAUAUCACGUGAAAGAGUUCGUUGGUUUGUCCCCGGAGACGAUGUUAGGCGUUCCGGUGAAACGGCCCAGGUAUUACUUGUUGGCGAGAAGGAAAGAGUUGUUUAGGAGUUUUGAUAUCGACGGUGAUGAUCCGCCUUGGAUGAAGUCGCAAAAUGUAACCACGGCGGUAGAAGAUAUAGCUCAGUAUUUAGAUAAAGAAGUAGAUGUAGGUUUAGACGUAGAGGAGAAGAAGAUUAAGUAUUGGAAAUUUUUCGAUGUUGUGAACGUAUCGUCGUCGUCAUCGAAGAACAACACCGACAACGUGGCGUCGACGUUUACGUCCGGGUACGGGAAAACGGUGUUUAGCGGGAGUUUUAUUCUGAAAAACGGCGAUAUCGCAAAGAGGGAUGUGAAUGCAAACAACGCGUAUCGAUUGGUGAAGGAUGAUGAUAACGAAAGCGAUGAAGAUUUCGCAAAGAGAGUUUCAAAGUCUGUCCGUUAUUUCUCUCCUACUGAGCUUUGUCGUUUACACGGGAUUAAAGAUGAUUUCGUUUUCCCUCCGUCGUUAUCAAUGCGACAACAGUAUAAACUCAUAGGGAACGGCAUUUCCGUACACGUCGUCGCGAAAUUGCUAGAAUAUCUAUUUAAAUAA